This is a messenger RNA of Myripristis murdjan (pinecone soldierfish), 4002 nucleotides long. It is a transcript of the gene ctdp1, whose product is annotated as CTD (carboxy-terminal domain, RNA polymerase II, polypeptide A) phosphatase, subunit 1. The transcript is spliced from 13 exons. The record is from RefSeq and is a predicted model, not a curated record. Gene Ontology annotation, molecular function: RNA polymerase II CTD heptapeptide repeat phosphatase activity. The coding region runs from base 32 to 3013 and encodes 993 amino acids. Lineage: Eukaryota; Metazoa; Chordata; Actinopteri; Holocentriformes; Holocentridae. Gene Ontology annotation, cellular component: nucleus.
AGUUGAAGGGGUUUUGCGGAGUGCGAUACAGAUGGAGGAUCCUCCUGCGGAUUCUGGCGGCGGCGGCGGCGGCGGUGCAGCGGCGGAGGGCCCGGCGGUGCAGGUGGCGGAUAUCUGCUGGCCCGCCGGGGCUCUCCCUCUGCGGCUCCUGGAGUGGAAAGUCAAACCCGGGUCUCUGGUUAACAUGGACUCCGUGCUGGCGUUAUGCGCUCCCAUUACCCAGGAGAAGGGGGCCGAGGCUGCCAGGCUGCCGGAGAAGAAGGUGAAAUCGGACCGUGCUGGAGUAGUCAAGGAGCUUUGCUGUCAACUUGGACAAGUCAUACCUCCUGGAGGUGUCAUCGUCAGGAUAGAGGAAUGCAGCCAUCCGAUUGUAAUGAAGGGUCUGUGUGCUGAAUGUGGCCAGGACCUGACUCAGCUGCAGAGCACAAAUGGGAAUCAGCAAGCUCCCAUCUCCACGGCAACCGUCUCCAUGGUGCACAGUGUCCCCGAGUUGAUGGUCAGCUCGGAGCAAGCAGAGCAGCUGGGCAGAGAGGACCAGCAGAGGCUCCACAGGAACAAGAAGCUGGUCCUGAUGGUGGAUCUGGACCAGACUCUGAUCCACACCACUGAGCAGCACUGCCAGCGCAUGUCCAAUAAGGGGAUUUUCCACUUCCAGCUUGGGCGGGGAGAGCCCAUGCUCCAUACACGACUACGCCCACACUGCAAGGAAUUCCUGGAGAAAAUUGCCAAACUCUAUGAGUUACAUGUCUUCACAUUUGGGAGCCGCCUUUAUGCACACACUAUCGCUGGCUUUCUGGAUCCUGAAAAGAAGCUCUUCUCUCAUCGCAUCCUUUCUCGAGAUGAAUGCAUCGAUCCUUUCUCCAAGACUGGGAAUCUUAGGAAUCUUUUCCCGUGUGGCGAUUCGAUGGUCUGCAUUAUUGAUGACCGAGAGGACGUGUGGAAAUUUGCACCGAACCUCAUCACUGUGAAGAAAUACAUCUACUUCCAGGGCACAGGGGACAUCAAUGCUCCACCAGGGUCACGUGAAGCGCAGAUGGCCAGGAAAGCAGGAGGGCCACCAAGUCGGCCUGCAGAGGGUGCAGAACCAGUUGGGGUGUCUGGAGCUGAUGAGCAGAACAACGGCCUCAGGAAAAGAGCAAAGGACCACAACAAUGGUGGAAGGGAGGAGUCCACAGCAUCCCCAUCUACUCAGGAAGUAACAACAAAUGAACGGACACAUCCCACAAGGGUUGGAGAGAAUGAGCAGGGUCAGGGUACGGGGCAAGAGACUGAACAUGUGUCUGGGAUGGGGUCAGGAGAUACUCAGGGGGGUGACAAAACAAAUGUUAAGGAAGAGGAUAGCGGCAGGACACUGGGGACAAGAGACCCACAGGGUGGGGCAAACUCUACACCUGGCCACGAGGCCAACAACCUGGACUUUGAUCUGUCCAGUGACAGUGACAGUGACUCACUUACAGAAAAGCCUCACUCAUCAGAGAGUGACGGUGAGGGCAAGUCUUGCCGGAUGAGGAAGUCCAGGCAGGAAGGCCAGACGCAGGAGUGUAGUGUUGGGGAUGGAGCCAGGGAAGGGGACGGUAAAGAAAAGGGAGAAGGAGAGAACAGUUCUGACUUAGGAGAGUCCUCAGGAGUUCUUCUCCCAGAUCCAGAUCUGGGGAAUGGCUGCUCAGACAGGAGAGAGCCAGAAACAGAGUCGCAGAAUAGCGAACAAUCUGGGGUCACCAUGGGAGAGGAGUCCCUGGACCAGAGUAUGGAGGAUGAAGAGGAGGAGGAGGAAGCUGACAAUGACCAAGACGAUCACCUGAUCUACCUGGAGGAAGUGUUAGAAAGAAUCCAUGCUGAGUACUAUGCUCGUUACGAGGCAUACCUGAGGAAGGAGGCCUCUGAAACACCAGACAUCCGCAAGAUUGUCCCAGAGCUGAAAGGCAAGACCCUAGAGGGAACCACUAUUGUGUUUAGUGGUCUGUAUCCUACCAACUAUCCCAUGGAGAGGACCCGGGAGUGCUACCAUGCCAAGGCAUUGGGGGCCAAGAUAGGCAAGAAUCUGGUUCUCAGCUACAAAGAUCCCAGUCGGACGACGCAUCUCAUUGCAGCAAGAGCUGGCACUGAGAAGGUCCGUCAAGCACAAGGCUGCAAGCACCUCCAUGUGGUCAACCCCGACUGGCUGUGGAGCUGUCUGGAGCGCUGGGAGCGUGUGGAGGAGCAGCUCUACCCGCUCAAGGACGAUUAUUCCAAGACACCACGGAGCAACAGUCCGGCCACUUUCCCCGAUAAUCAGGGGGCCCUCCAGAAGCCCAUCUUCCACCCGGCUCCCAUCCACCACAAAGUUCCACCUGCGGCCCCUGAGCUGCGGACCUACGACCCUGUCACGGGGAAGCUGAUCCGCAGGGGUCCUCAGGCCUCACGGCCACCGUCUUACCUCCAGUCUUCAGGUUCUUUGUCUCUCUCUGAUCACAGAGAGCAGUCUUCUCUCAGGGGAACUCAAAACAAUCAGCAGGAUGAAACAGCAGGGCCCAGCCAAGAUGAUGAGCAGCCGGGACCGUCCCGCCGGAAACGACAGCCCAGCAUGUCGGAGACCAUGCCUCUAUACACACUCUGCAAGGAGGAUCUGGAAAGCAUGGACAAAGAAGUGGACGACAUCCUAGGUGAGGAGAGCGACAACGAGAGUGAGGGGCGAGGGAAGGAGAAACCAGGGGAGGAGGAGGUGGAGGAUGAAGAGGAGCAGCAGUUAGGAGCUGGGCAGAUCACAGGAGGAAGUCUUGGUCCUCAGGCACUGAGCAUGGAGGAGAGGAUCCAGACACCAGCCAGUGAGGCCAGUCUGACGGGUAGUGUGCCAAGGGGGCACAAACGCAAGCUUGAUGAAGCCAAGGAAGAGGAAGAUGGGGAGGAGAAGGAGGAGGCGGAGGUCUCUGCCGACGAGUCGUCCAAGGACUCCAAUGAGGAAGAGGAAGGCAGCAGCUCGGAGGCAGACGAGAUGGCUGCCGCCUUGGAAGCAGAGCUCAAUGACUUUAUGUGACCUGGAAAACGACAGGACUCAGUCACAGGGACAUGACAUCAAAAAGCAGCCCCACCACCCCAAGAACCCCCCCCCCCCCUACACACACACACACUCACACACAAGUGGUACCUAAAUAUCCUAUUUUUCUGUUCUUUGGAGUCUGUGUGUACUUAGGAUGCGUGAGCCAUGAAUGUGUGCUGUAAUAAAAAAUGAAUGUUAUGUACAGAAAUUAGUCUACUACGACAUGUUGCUGUGUAAAUAAAGGCUUAGAGAAAUUUUUUUAGGGUUGAUUUAGAGCCUUUUUGGCAUCAAAGACUUUGAUGUUAACAUUUUAUUGUGAGAUAACAUAGAUGACAUGAAAUUUGAUACUUUUUUUGUUUGUUUUUUUCUUUUCUAUUUGAAUUUUUUAUACCGAUAAUAAGGUUAAAUAAAACUAUAAAAAAAAAUAUGAAAAUUAUUGGUCUUACAUGCCAAAGAGUUUGAAAUAGGUUUGCCAAGCCUGCAGCUAAACAUUUUACUUUUGAAUUCCAUUUUUAUUUUAUUUUUUGCCUCCUUAACAGUUUUUAGGGGUAAAUAUUGCAACCAGCAGAUCUAGACGUUUGAAUGUGUUUUCUUGAGUCUUGAGUUGUUUUCUUCCUCCACAUCAUGUUUGUACAUUUGAUACGGUAAUGGUAGGUAGUUCUCAGCUUUUUUGUGAAGUACAGCCCCUUGGUGCACCUCCACUGUGAACUGAACUUCCUGCCCAGUCAAUGUUUAUUUUCAUACAGCAGCAGGACACAUCAGACAGGUCAUAAGUGACAUGUAGGGUGACAAUAAUGAGCUGUUAAAGGGAUGGUGCAACUAUUUUGAAAAAUGUGAUGUUACAUCCCCGCUAGUUGUUAUGUAGCCCCUUAGUGGUGCUAUCUUCCUCUCAUUGUUACUGAGUGCUGGAUACUGGCUGGAUGCUCCAAAUGCUAACUGUUAGCCUCCUGCCAUUGAGAUUGACUUCCCCCCAGCUAACUUUCUGA